Molecule: messenger RNA, 1682 nt
Organism: Pygoscelis adeliae (Adelie penguin)
Lineage: Eukaryota; Metazoa; Chordata; Aves; Sphenisciformes; Spheniscidae
Gene: TGDS
Product: TDP-glucose 4,6-dehydratase
Exons: 12
Biological process (GO): nucleotide-sugar metabolic process
Molecular function (GO): dTDP-glucose 4,6-dehydratase activity
Source: RefSeq, a predicted model, not a curated record
AUAAGCCCUGCCAAACCUGAACUCUCAGGUGCUUCACAUGUAGUUGUCUCUCUCGUGAAAAACUAUCCAAACUAUCUGAUUAUAAACCUAGAUAAGCUCGACUACUGUGCAAGCUUGAAGAAUCUUGAAACUGUCUCUGAGAAGGAAAACUACAAGUUUAUCCAGGGAGAUAUUUGUGAACCUGAUUUCAUAAAACAGCUCUUCGAAACUGAGAAAAUAGAUAUAGUCCUUCAUUUUGCAGCCCAAACACAUGUAGAUCUUUCAUUUUGGCAUGCCCUGGAAUUCACCUAUGUGAAUGUUUAUGGCACUAAUGUGCUGGUUGCUGCUGCGCAUGAAGCCAAUGUGGAGAAGUUUGUCUAUGUUAGCACAGAUGAAGUAUAUGGAGGUAGCACUGAUGAGGAAUUUGAUGAAUCCUCACCAAAACGUCCAACGAAUCCCUAUGCCUCCUCUAAAGCAGCUGCAGAGUGUUUUGUUCAGUCCUACUGGGAAAGGUACCAAUUCCCAGUUGUUAUCACACGGAGCAGUAAUGUUUAUGGACCACACCAGUAUCCAGAAAAAGUUAUUCCAAAGUUUAUAUCUUUGUUGCAGCAGAACAGAAAAUGCUGUAUUCAUGGUUCUGGACUUCAAAGAAGGAAUUUUCUUUAUGCGACUGAUGUGGUAGAAGCAUUCCUUACUGUCCUGAAGGAGGGGAAGCCAGGUGAAAUUUAUAACAUUGGAACUAACUUUGAGAUGUCCAUUGCCCAGCUUGCUAAGGAGUUAAUCCAUUUAAUAAAGAAGACCAGUUCGGAAUCUGAAAUGGAGCACUGGAUGGAUUAUGUCAAAGACAGACCUACCAAUGACCUGAGGUACCCAAUGAAUUCAGAAAAAAUGCACAACUUAGGAUGGAGACCUAAAGUGCCUUGGAAAGAAGGAAUAAAGAAAACAAUUGAAUGGUACAAAGAAAACUUUCACAACUGGAAAAACUCAGAGAAAGCUUUGGAGCCCUUUCCUGUGACAGAGCCGUUUGCACAGCCCAGUGGUCCAUAGGGUGGCGGACAACCCGAAGGAAUUUAUUCUACCUCAUACCGUCUUUUCUUCGAAGCCUGCAGUCAAGUGGCCGCACUGAAGUCUUCAUGUAUUCAAGAUACAUGAACCAUGACGAAUACAGAAGUACAGUACGGCGCAACUUUGGAAGGGUUUCAGCACUUUAUGAGUUGAACCUGUUAAUUUCAGCUUUUGGUGCAAUACUAUCUUCUCACUAGGUAUUGAUUUUAAAGAACUGUACAGGGUGAAGAAUAUUUAUCGUGCUAUAAAUUAGUGUAAUGGAUGUCAAAUCUGCCUUAUUAAUUUAGAAUAAUUAAUUGCGAUUACAGCUUUUGGGACUUUCAAUGAAACUUGUUUUAGUUCCAGAAUCGUUCAUCUGUAUUGGUCUGUUUUUAAAGUGACAAAAAUAAUAUAUUACACUGUAAAGAGUUGUGUUUUAUUUUUAAUCAAGGGGGAAAAUGCUGUAUUUUCUGGAGAGUAUAAAUCAGUUGAUAAAAGCUAGAUACGGCACUCGUAUGGUUCAGUCCUUGUCUCAGUUGGUGCAGUAUUACCUUCUGUAGAUGACUGAUUAAACUGUUACCUACUCUAUAACUUUAAAUGCCCCUUUUUUGAAGGGGGUGGGGGGGAAGGUGUCAAGAAGUAGCAGGUGUUCUUGCUGA